Molecule: messenger RNA, 1920 nt
Organism: Sphaeramia orbicularis (orbiculate cardinalfish)
Lineage: Eukaryota; Metazoa; Chordata; Actinopteri; Kurtiformes; Apogonidae
Gene: arg2
Product: arginase 2
Exons: 8
Coding region: 118-1167 (349 amino acids)
Cellular component (GO): cytoplasm; mitochondrion
Molecular function (GO): arginase activity; manganese ion binding
Source: RefSeq, a predicted model, not a curated record
UCUAAUGCGUCCAUACACAGCAUCCACCGGCGCAACAUCUCACACUGCUUUCAUCAGACUUUUAGAUCGGGUCGAGCUCAUCUUGGACUUGACUCAUUCCGACUUUUCAGAGUGAAAAUGGCUUUAAGAGGGUCUUUAUUCCGCCUCCUCAGAACUCAACUCAGCCACACUUGCCAACAAAGCAGAGCACAGUCCGUGGCUGUUCUGGGUGCCCCAUUCUCAAGAGGACAGAAAAGAAGAGGUGUGGAACACGGGCCUAAAGUGAUCAGAGAUGCCGGACUCAUCGAGAGGCUCUCCGGUUUAGAUUACUCCAUCCAUGACUUUGGUGACCUCAAAUUCCACCAUAUUGAAAACGAUGAACCAUACAUGGAGGUCAAGUUCCCUCGCACUGUGGGUGCAGCAAAUAAGAAGCUGUCUGGAGCAGUGAGCAGAGCCAUCGGAGCUGGACAUACCCUCGUCAUGCUGGGAGGGGAUCACAGCCUGGGUAUUGGAUCAGUGGAAGGCCACGCCCAGCAGUGUCCUGACCUGUGUCUCAUCUGGGUUGACGCUCAUGCAGACAUAAAUACACCCAUGACUUCGCCUUCAGGAAACCUUCAUGGCCAGCCUGUUGCAUUCAUGCUCAAAGAGCUGCAAGACAAGAUGCCAGAUAUCCCAGGGUUCUCCUGGAUGAAACCGUUCCUCUCCUCAAGUGACCUGGUGUACAUCGGAUUAAGGGAUGUUGACCCCGGAGAGCAUCACAUCUUGAAGUCCCUCGGUAUCCAGUAUUUCACCAUGAGGGACAUCGACAGACUUGGCAUUCAGAGGGUCAUGGAAGUCACUCUUGACCAUCUUCUGGCAAGAAAACAGCGGCCGAUCCACUUGAGCUUUGACAUCGAUGCUUUCGACCCGUCUCUGGCUCCUGCCACAGGAACUCCAGUGAACGGGGGUCUGACCUACAGGGAGGGGAUCUACAUCACAGAGGAAAUCCAUAACACAGGUCUGCUGUCAGUCAUGGACCUGGUAGAAGUAAACCCCAUCCUGGGUGCAAACCCUGAAGCUGUGGAGGCCACCGCGUCUCUAGCAGUUGACGUCAUCGCAUCAUCUCUGGGACAGACGAGAGAAGGUGCUCACGGGGUCAUCGAUGAGAUCCCCUCUGUGAAAGACGACACAGAGCAGCUCCGCCUCUGAGAGCAUGAGGCCAAGCUAUGAACUUUAUCAGCAUCAUCUCUGAGCAUUCCACGAUUCAGAUUAAGAGACUGCAAUGUCUGAACUAACAAUAUCUGGAGUUUUGAAAUUUUUACUCUCAUCUCUUUGCUACAUUGUGUUAUGAAACCAAAAUUAUGUCUAAAUUCAAAAGCCUCAUGUAGGGCUUUACAGAUACGUGGUGAAAAUUUCACACUGAUAAUGCUGAAGCUAAUUUCUGACAUAAUGAAACUGUAUGUAUCGACCGGAAUAUGAUCGAUUUCACAAGCAAUACCUAUAACUUAUUUUGCUCCUACUGUAUAUGUACUGUAAGUGUUAGACGACACGGCUGCCACAUAUUUAUUGUGUGUUUGAUUUACAAGAUGAUGAACCUGCCUUAGAGGUAUGACUAACAGUCCUAUGGGGGACGUCUUUUUUGUGGCUGUGCCAGGUAGUUAAGAAAUGGAAAUGAUGUGUUUGCACUUUUGGACCAGCUGUGGUUACUGUAUUUUCUUAGAGUUUACUUUUGUAUUUCACAAUAAACCUAUCAGUGUAUGAUGUGUACUGGGAAUUACUGUACGUAAGAGAAAUGACAGGAUACAUCAGUAUUAAUUGGCUUGAAAACUGCGAGUAUGUGGCUUAGAUUUAAGCUUUACUUCAAUGCUAAUUGUAAAUGAUAUGGCCGCUAAAUGAAUGCUGCCCUUGUACCAAGAGUUUAUAUUUUGGUCUUCCAUAAAUGCGAUGGCAUUUUUUUUCCUG